AUCGCCCUUGAAAAAGAGUUUAUUUAUUUACUUACACACUCACUUAUCAGAAAGAUCUGUGCUUCUACAGCAUGGGAGUACUUUGCCACCUCUACUCUAUGACACUGUCAAUUAAUGCAGGCAUACAGGGAGGGGGAAAAAGGUUUGACCUAGAGAAGAGGAGCAGCAUUUAAAACGGAAUAAACACGUCAAGUUUAGGCAAAGUAUGUCCAUACAGCUUGCAGUAGUUCGUGACCUUCCUGUCCUGACGGCGACCGUCAUGUGAAUCAAAGAGGCUGCUGGUUGCCCCACAUCAGGCCGGCCUCUCGCCAUCAAUCCUUGCCGAAGUCAUCUCCGCCCCCCCGCCGUUAGCUUGAAGCUACAUCCCCGCGCCCGGAUGCGCCGCCAUGCCGACUGCAACGCCACAAUCAUUUAUUCACCCACUUGCCUGACACGAGUAUCGAGAGUUGGCCGAGGACGCAGCUAGGAGCGUGUGGUACGCAUGAACCCCGCACCACGGCCAAACUAGUGCAGACAUACGCUGUGUUGAUGUUAUUAUUCAUAAUAAUAUUUGUAUUAGCCGCGUGUUAGCAUCGAUGUGGUUGCAUUUGUAUGCUAGUUAGCUGCUAGCUAACAUUAGCUCAGCUAGUGACAGUCUGGACGGAGGCGGGGAGAACUGUGAGAUCCAAUAUAAGUUUCCAUGUCCAAACCGGCUCUGGAAAUCAAGCGCAAUGUCCGUUGACGAAGACACUGUAAAAACCGCUAGCCCACAGGCUAGCUCAACUUCAUCGUUGCAGAUUUCAGAAUGUUCUGGAAGUUUUAGCGCCGCUUCAGUUUUAGCGGAAGGUGCAGCUGUGGCCGCCUCGGACUUGGCUGCUUCUUGCCCAGUCCCCGGCACCGCCGCCUCACCAAAGCACACCAGCACAGUUGACGCUCUGAGCCACUCUCAUGGCGCUGGGCCAAGAUCCAAAGGGAACGAGGUGAGCAUCAAUCGCAGGAAUAGCUUCCACCACGGCAAACAGCAUCAACAAAUGAGAGUGGCGAAGCGUCGCAACACAUCAAGCUUUAGUUUCAAGCAUCCCAGCUCCGGUAAAAGGAGACGGCGGGUAAACUCAGAAAGUGACUCUGUCCUGCCAACUAACUUUCUCCUGGGAGGGAAUAUUUUUGACCCAUUAAAUCUCAACAGCCUGCAGGAUGAGGAGGUCAACCGGGCGCUGAAUGCAGAAACCCCAAAAUCGUCCCCGUUGCCGGCAAAGAGUCGAGAUCCCGUGGAGAUCCUCAUCCCCAGGGACAUCACAGAUCCUCUCAAUCUGAACAGCUGCAUCGGGGAGAGCAGCUUUUUGGUGUCCCCCCUAAAAAGCGGCGGAAGGCGAAGGCAUCGUAACAGACAUCACGGUGGCAGCUUUUCAACCCAGUUACACCUUUGUGAAUCUGGAAAAAACGAGGUCAAAACUGGAGACUCUGUGUCAUUUCCUGGUACGGUAACCCGUUCUAAUCUGGAAGUCUCGAAAGUGUCAGACAGAGUCUCCGGUGGCGAGGGGGAUUCUCGUGUCCUCUCUGCAGACGAUUCGUCCAGCUUGAAGGAAGAAGCCACCUCCAUAUCUAUGGAGGAUUCCACUUCCUCCGCUCAAGGGGGGGUUAACCAGCACAUAAGCAGGCGCAAGCGGAGGCGCAACUCUGGCAAAAUGGACCCCCCUGUGACUCACUCUACCCCUGUAGCGAAAUCUGCAUCAGGUGAGCAAAAUCACAAACCUGGGGGAUCCAAAAAUUCCUUCCACACGCCCAGGAGUGGAUCCAAAUCUGCUCCGGGAGGUCGCCAGCACCAGCAUCCGCACAACCAGGCCAGGGACCAACAGAAGAAGAAGUUCCAGUAUGGCAACUACAACAAAUACUACGGUUACCGCAACCCGAGUGCAAAUGAAGACCCCCGGGUGCACGUCUUUCGCCCAGAGUGGUUUGAAGGUAAACGCGUGCUCGAUUUAGGCUGCAACUCGGGCCACCUCACCCUCUACAUUGCAAAAAUGCUGCGGCCAGCCCGCAUAUUGGGAUUGGACAUUGACAACGGGCUGGUGCACGCUGCCCGCAAGAACAUCAGGCAUUACCUCUCCGAGAUGCAGACGCAAGAGGCCAGGCGGGCGACGCAGGAGGGGAACGCCGGCUGCGAUGGCGAAGAGAGGCACACGGAGAGCAGGGAAAAUGGCGACACACUCAAAGGGGAAAGCGGCCUCGCGGAGGAGGCGGACGGCAAGGACUCUUGUGGCACAGAACAGGUCAAGGCUCAGAGACAAGAUGGCAAAAUAGAAAAAAUGGAGCGCGUGGGUAGCGAUCAGCCCGGGAGCUGCUCUUUCCCUCUGUCCCUGCAGAUCUCCCGGGGGCCCAUUGCUGCACCUCCUCUUACUGAAUCCUCCACCGCAAAGCCAGGGGAGUUCCCCGCCAAUGUGUCCUUCAUCAAGGCCAAUUAUGUGCUGCAAAAUGACAACCUGCUCGUGACCCAGCGGCCCGAGUACGACGUGAUCCUGUGUAUGAGCGUCACCAAAUGGGUUCACCUGAACUGGGGGGACAGCGGCCUCAAGCGCCUCUUCAAGAGAGUCUACCGACAUCUUCAUCCCGGAGGCCUCUUCAUCCUCGAGCCGCAGCCCUGGCAAUCCUACAUCAAGAGGAAGAAGCUGACGGAUACCAUCAACAGGAAUUUUCACAGCAUUCGCCUCAAGCCCGAUCAGUUUUCCUCCUAUCUCACCAAUGAAGUGGGCUUCACGAGUUGCGAGUUCCUCGGGACGCCGAAAAGUUUAACCAGAGGUUUUCAGAGGCCAAUCUACUUGUUUCACAAAUGACCGCUUCUGCCUUUUGAUGGGACUGAAUGUGAGUAACCGCACAGCCAGCUGCUGGACGCUUCCAUCGCCGCCUCAGACUUUUGACGAGGGACUUUCUUGAAGAAGGGGACCAAAAGCAGGAUGUUUUUUUUUUUUUGUGUGUGUGUGGAUGGACGGGGGCGGGGGUGAAAAGACUCUCCAGUCACAGAGGAACAGGCACUCUGCUUGGACAUGACUACUUGCAAAUGAUGCGUAUGAUGCAUGACGGUGUCGUGCGUUUGGAUACCUUGGGCUAAAUCUUAUUAUUAUUUUUUUUUCCUCCUAUAAAUACUGUGUUGUGUGCCACCACAAUGACACAUGCAGCAGAUCUGGGUGCUCAUGCAGAAUGUUCUCCAAUGACCAUUUCAAAAGAUGUUUUCCUCACCUCCAUGAGCUCAGGGUGGCCAGACUUGAGCUACUGACUCAUUCCCGAUC
Molecule: messenger RNA, 3263 nt
Organism: Hippocampus comes (tiger tail seahorse)
Lineage: Eukaryota; Metazoa; Chordata; Actinopteri; Syngnathiformes; Syngnathidae
Gene: mepcea
Product: methylphosphate capping enzyme a
Exons: 5
Coding region: 711-2810 (699 amino acids)
Biological process (GO): snRNA modification
Molecular function (GO): O-methyltransferase activity; snRNA binding; RNA methyltransferase activity
Source: RefSeq, a predicted model, not a curated record